UUAUUUUUUUUUUUUAAAAUAUGAUUAUUAUUGUUUUUUUUUAAUUAUUAAAAAUUAGAGUAAACCUAUUAAAAUGCGACACGUGGCAAAAAACCUAAGGAAACCGAUUAUCAAAACACUUUAACCGGUCAGGGAUUGUUAAUGGAAGAUCCUUAUUAAAGGUGGGAUUGUUUCUCGAAUUUCAAAAGGUGAUAAUGUUUCUGGAAGAUGGAGCAAAGGUGAGAUUAUUAGAAUUUAUUUUUCCUUUUUAUUUAAGCUUUUAUAUUCAACUUGUUUAGGGUGUUUAAGUGUUUUUUUAUUCAUUUGUUCCUCUAUUGGAACUUGUUUUUUUUUUUUUUGUUGGUAAGGAGAAAGACCCUAUCAAGCCGGAACCUCUCAUAGGUCCUUCCGGCCCAUAUUAGCGGGCUAGGCUCCUCUAUUGGAACUUGGAAGACAUGAUUUGGGCCAUGCACAAAUUAUAAACCGUAACUAGAUUAAAAGUGCCAAAAAAAAAAAAAAAAAAAAAUUUAAAUUGAUACUCCGUACAAUGUAGAAUUUUGCAAAUAAUCCCAACAAAUUAAAAUUUCCCAUCACAUUUCUCUGCAAAUCAAUCUUCUUCGAUCUUGGAAAAGAAACUCCUUUCUGCCCCUUCUCCUUUCUGGGAAGGUAGUUUAAAAGAACCUACUGUGGACUGUGGUUGGUAAGAGAGAUGGAGGAUGUUGUGGAGCAACAGAAUCCAUCACUAGGUGAAGAUGGAGAGAGUGAUAUAGUAACUGAACAGGCUACCUUUGUCCAUGGAGCACCCCAUCAAAAUGAUAAUGGCCCCCCUAAAGUAGAUGCUGAAGUUGAGGUUCUUCAUGAGAAAGUUACCAAGCAAAUAAUCAAAGAAGGUCACGGUGAAAAACCAUCCAAAUAUUCCACAUGCUUUGUGCAUUACAGAGCAUGGACUGGGAGCACACAACACAAGUUUGAAGACACAUGGCAGGAGCAACGGCCAAUAGAGCUAAUUCUAGGAAAAGAGAAGAAAGAGAUGGAAGGAUUAGGAAUUGGUAUAUCAAACAUGAAGUCUGGAGAACAUUCCUUGUUACAUGUUGGUUGGGAGCUAGGCUAUGGAAAAGAUGGAAGCUUCUCCUUUCCAAAUGUUCCACCCAUGGCUGACAUUAUAUAUGAAGUUGAACUCGUUGGAUUUGAUGAAACCAAAGAAGGUGAACCACGUAGAGACAUGACAGUUGAGGAAAGGAUUGGUGCUGCAGACCGGCGAAGAAUGGACGGAAAUGCUUUAUUUAAGGAGGUCAAACUGGAGGAGGCUAUGCAACAGUAUGAAAUGGCAAUAGCAUAUAUGGGAGAUGAUUUCAUGUUCCAGCUGUUUGGAAAGUACCGUGAUAUGGCUAUGGCUGUCAAGAAUCCUUGUCAUCUCAACAUGGCAGCAUGUUACAUUAAGCUCAAGCAAUAUGAUGAUGCCAUAGUGCAAUGCAGCAUUGUCCUAGCUGAGGAUGAAAAUAAUGUCAAAGCACUGUACAGACGAGGAAAAGCAAGAGCAGAACUAGGGCAAACAGAAGCAGCUAGAGAAGACUUGCUCAAAGCUCGUAAAUAUGCUCCUGAUGACAAAGCAAUUGCCAGAGAACUGCGGGUUCUUGCUGAACAUGAAAAAUCUGUCUAUCAGAAGCAGAAGGAGAUGUACAAAGGAAUGCUGGGACCAAGACCUGAACCCAAGCCCCAGCAAACUAGUUGGCUAGCUCUCUUUUGGCAGUGGCUUAUCUCUUUAUUCUAUAAGAUUUUCAAGCAGAAAACACAAAAAUCUGACUAAUUUAUUUAUCCUAUAUAGUGCCCAAAGUUGUGACUAGCUAGAGUUAAAUAAAAUCAAACUGAUGUAUAUACUAUAUAACUGUAUUUUACUACAAAAAUGCUUUUUGUCCAAUUUUAAGUACUGUAUUACUUCGUAUAAGAAUCUUACUUGUUUAUCUAAUAUGAAAAUACAGGUAUAGUCAAU
Molecule: messenger RNA, 1969 nt
Organism: Chenopodium quinoa (quinoa)
Lineage: Eukaryota; Viridiplantae; Streptophyta; Magnoliopsida; Caryophyllales; Amaranthaceae
Product: peptidyl-prolyl cis-trans isomerase FKBP42-like
Exons: 8
Coding region: 689-1786 (365 amino acids)
Molecular function (GO): peptidyl-prolyl cis-trans isomerase activity; protein binding
Source: RefSeq, a predicted model, not a curated record